CUGCCGCUCGCCGGAGCGGAAGUUGUAAGCCAUUGGCGUAUUCUGACUGUGUAGCUUUUUAGCCAGGUUUCUAACGGAUUUUCUGUCCAAAGACGCUUUUUCGCCUUGUAAAAUGAAACACAACGGGAACGUUCCAGCUUUUCUAACCAAGCUGUGGACACUGGUCGAGGAUGGCGAAACCAAUGAGUUUAUUUGUUGGAGUCAGGAGGGCAACAGCUUCCUGGUGCUGGAUGAACAGCGUUUUGCGAAGGAGAUCCUCCCAAAGUUCUUCAAGCACAACAACAUGGCCAGUUUCAUCAGGCAGCUCAAUAUGUAUGGAUUCCGUAAGGUGAUGCACAUUGAUACAGGCAUUGUAAAACAGGAGCGAGAUGGUCCAGUGGAGUUUCAGCACCCCUACUUCAAACAAGGACAGGAUGACCUGCUCGAGAACAUCAAGAGAAAGGUUUCUAAUGCUCGUCCAGAGGAGAGUAAGAUUCGACAGGAAGACCUGUCCAAGAUCUUGGCAAGUGUUCAGAGUGUUCAUAGCAAGCAGGAGAACAUUGAUGCCAGGCUAGCAACACUUAAGAGGGAGAAUGAAUCACUGUGGAGGGAGAUCUCAGACCUGAGGCAGAAACAUGCACACCAACAGCAGCUCAUCAAAAAGCUGGUUCAUUUUAUUGUCACACUGGUGCAGAACAACCACAUCCUGAAUUUAAAGCGCAAAAGACCAAUUCUUAUGAAUGGCAACGCGAAGAAGCCCAAGUACAUCCAUCAGAUCUAUGACGACAAAGUUUGUGUUGAACAGUCAUCUGUCAACAGUCUGAGUGGUGUGAAGAACUCGGACAUAUCAGAUGAUGUUAUCAUAUGUGACUUGUCUGAGAAUGACCCCGAGAUGACGGCUGAGUUCACAGACGGCUCGCCCAAAGCCCACGAGCAAGGGGAUGUGGAGAUUGUAGAAGUAGAGCUGGACGACAGUGUGGUGCCGGCUGAAGUGAACACCAGCGUGUGCACCGACGAUCCCAAAGAGCCAGAGGAUGGUGUGACAGGUGCAUCGGGGGCCAGCCAGCGAAGCAGCGUCGCAACCAGCAGUGCCCUGCAGCUCAAUAAGCCCUCCGGCCUCAGUCUGGAGGACCCGGUCAAGAUGAUGGACUCCAUACUGAGUGAGAACGGCGCCAUAUCACAGAACAUCAACCUGCUGGGAAAGAUGGAGCUGAUGGACUAUCUGGACAGCAUCGACUGCAGUCUGGAGGAUUUCCAAGCCAUGCUGUAUGGGAAACAGUUUGGCAUUGAUUUUGAUGCUCUGGAGGAGAGCAUUACCUCUAAAGAGAACAUGCUACAGCUAAAUAAAGGAAAAUCUGAGGAAGACAACACAGAUAAGCAGUUGAUCCAGUACACCACUUGCCCCAUGUUGGCGUUUCUCGAUGGCUGCACCCCUCCAUCAGAGUUUGACCUGGGAGCCAGUGGCUCCUCCAGCCCCCCCCUCCAGCCAUCCCUCAAUGCCAGCAGUUCGGUGGAGGUUGACCUGCCUUCAGAGCUACUGGACACCAGCCUGGAGGUGCGGCAGCCAUCACGCAGCUCUCUUAUCCGUCUGGAGCCUCUGACAGAAGCUGAGGCCAGCGAGGAGACACUCUUCUACCUGUGUGAACUGAGUCCUGCUGGACAGGAGGCCAACAUCAACCUGGACAGAGUGUGAUUGGGAACGAAGUGCCACUCCUGUUGGUCCUGUUGUAGCAGCUACAACCCUCUUAACUAAAUCCUGCAUGGGUCUGUGGUUCCUCUGACAGGGCUAAGCUACACAAACCAGUGUUUAUCAAAUCCUGACAUGUUUUAAAGCUUUACACCAGUUUGAUACAGUUUAUGUGUAAACGGGCAUCCUCAAAGCAGAACACACACACACACACACACACACACACACACAGUAUUGUGUGUAUAUGUGUGUAUAUAAUAUAUCUGAAUGAGUCUGAUAAAAGUAAACAUCUAUCCUCACGAUCAUCUAGUUGGCCUUAGAAUUGAUCAGUCUUCUAAUUUAGUUUAAAAGUAUAAAAACAUGUACAGGAGCCCAACUAACAAAACUAGAGUACAUAAACAUGUCUGAAAACCAACCUUUUUUUAUUUAGGUGCUCAUAUACUAGUAGUUCAGUGUAAAAUGAACUGAGAAACACAGCAUCAGUAAGCACAGCAUCAUGGAUCAUCAGCUGAAGCCAGAGAACUCUUCUGCUUUCCAUCACAUGCUCAAACCAUUUUAGCACUUUGAGCUGUAUCAAACGUCUGAACCGUGUGUUGUAAUAUAUUUAUUCUGUUUUUAGUUGGUAUUUGUUACACGUCCUGAAGCUGAGGCUGUCUGUGCAGCAACAUUCCUUCAUUCGUUGAGCGUCCCAGUUCUGGAGAACUGGGAUGUUCUCACCACGUUGUGUCUGAGAGUCACACACUUAAAGAACUUGAGUCGUUGGUUCUUACCUUUUAAUAGAAGUUUGUGUUUGAUACACAUUGUCAAUAUACUAUAGUAACAAAAUGUAUUGUCCCAGUUGCCUGGAAUAAAGACAAAUGUGAAUAAUG
Messenger RNA from Betta splendens (Siamese fighting fish), 2535 nucleotides. RefSeq names its product heat shock transcription factor 2 (gene hsf2). The transcript is spliced from 12 exons. Lineage: Eukaryota; Metazoa; Chordata; Actinopteri; Anabantiformes; Osphronemidae. The record is from RefSeq and is a predicted model, not a curated record. Gene Ontology annotation, biological process: regulation of DNA-templated transcription. The coding region runs from base 113 to 1672 and encodes 519 amino acids. Gene Ontology annotation, molecular function: sequence-specific DNA binding; DNA-binding transcription factor activity.